CCCUGCAUAUAUAAACACACAGAGUCUUCUCUCUCUCUCUCUCACUAGAAAACCCUUCAACCGGCAAUGGCAUUGCUAACGUCCCGUUUGGAGCACGCGAUAAAGCCCGACGCUCUGAGGGCGUACCUUGCAGAGUUCAUCUCCACAUUUCUCUUCGUUUUCGCGGCCGUUGGCUCAACCGUGGCCUCAAAGAAAAUGAUGCCAGAUGCUACAACAGAACCAUCAGCCUUAGUAGCAGUUGCAGUAGCGAAUGCGUUUGCAUUGUCAGUGGCCGUUUACAUCGCCACCAACGUCUCCGGCGGCCACGUCAACCCGGCUGUCACGUUUGGGAUGGCGGUGGGCGGUCACAUUAGCGUCCCCAUGGCUAUUUUCUACUGGAUUUCACAGCUGCUUGCCUCGGUUAUGGCUUGUCUUCUCUUCAAAGUCACCACAGUCUCACAGCAUAUUCCCACCCAUGGAAUUCAACAAGAAAUGACCGGGUUUGGAGCAUCCGUUUUAGAAGGGCUUAUGACCUUCACUUUGGUGUACACAUUCUACGCAGCCAGGGACCCGCGACGCGGUCCGUUGGGUGCCAUUGGGCCCUUGGUAAUUGGGUUGGUUUCCGGAGCCAAUGUACUGGCAAGCGGCCCAUUUACAGGUGGGUCGAUGAACCCAGCUUACUCAUUUGGGUCUGCUCUCAUUGGUGGGAGAUUCAAGAACCAAGCAGUCUACUGGAUCGGACCCUUGAUUGGGGCCGGUCUUGCCGGCGUAGUGUAUGACAAUGUGGUGUUUGCCGUUCAGAUUGCAGAUGGAAUUGGGGUUUAAUUGCA
Rhododendron vialii is the source of this 809-nucleotide messenger RNA. RefSeq names its product probable aquaporin TIP5-1. Gene Ontology annotation, biological process: water transport; transmembrane transport. Lineage: Eukaryota; Viridiplantae; Streptophyta; Magnoliopsida; Ericales; Ericaceae. Gene Ontology annotation, cellular component: membrane. The record is from RefSeq and is a predicted model, not a curated record. Gene Ontology annotation, molecular function: water channel activity. The transcript is spliced from 3 exons. Bases 67 to 804 code for a protein of 245 amino acids.